AUGGCGCCAAAGUUCGACCCCAACGAGGAGAAGGUCAUCCACCUCCGUGCCACUGGUGGUGAGGUUGGUGCUUCGUCUGCACUCGCCCCCAAGAUCGGUCCUCUUGGUCUCUCUCCCAAGAAGGUCGGUGAAGAUAUCGCCAAGGCCACUGGUGACUGGAAAGGUCUCCGUGUGACCGUCCGCCUCACCAUCAAGAACCGUCAGGCCGCCGUCUCCGUCGUUCCAUCGGCCUCGUCGCUCGUCAUCAAGGCCCUCAAGGAGCCCCCGCGUGACCGCAAGAAGGAGAAGAACAUCAAGCACACCAAGUCCAUUCCUCUCGACGAGAUCAUUGGUAUUGCCCGCACGAUGCGAUUCAAGUCCAUGGCCAAGGACCUCAAGGGCACCGUCAAGGAGAUUCUCGGCACUGCUUUCUCUACUGGUUGCCAGGUCGAUGGCCGGAGUCCAAAGGCAAUCUCCGACGACAUUGAGUCUGGCGAGAUUGAGAUCCCAGAAGAGUAA
Molecule: messenger RNA, 498 nt
Organism: Zasmidium cellare ATCC 36951
Lineage: Eukaryota; Fungi; Ascomycota; Dothideomycetes; Mycosphaerellales; Mycosphaerellaceae
Exons: 3
Coding region: 1-498 (165 amino acids)
Biological process (GO): translation
Cellular component (GO): ribosome; cytosolic large ribosomal subunit
Molecular function (GO): structural constituent of ribosome; large ribosomal subunit rRNA binding
Source: RefSeq, a predicted model, not a curated record